This is a messenger RNA of Phyllostomus discolor (pale spear-nosed bat), 2493 nucleotides long. It is a transcript of the gene DEDD, whose product is annotated as death effector domain containing. Gene Ontology annotation, biological process: regulation of apoptotic process; extrinsic apoptotic signaling pathway via death domain receptors; apoptotic process. Bases 1085 to 2041 code for a protein of 318 amino acids. Gene Ontology annotation, cellular component: nucleolus. The transcript has 5 exons. Lineage: Eukaryota; Metazoa; Chordata; Mammalia; Chiroptera; Phyllostomidae. The record is from RefSeq and is a predicted model, not a curated record. Gene Ontology annotation, molecular function: protein binding; DNA binding.
UUGCAGCCGGUCCCCGCCGGCAGGCCUUCGCUCGUGCUAACGUGGGAGGGCAGCCGGGCGGUCAGGUGGGCUUGCAGACCGGACUCCGCUGAGCGUUCGGCCGCGUCUGGUCUCGAGCGCUGCCUGGCUUCCUCUCUCCUGUUUUUCCCGGUUGGGAAAAGAAGGGGAACCGGGGAAGACGGCGUCCCGGGAGUGUGGUCGCAGGGAAGGACUUUUCUUGUUGUUAGCGGUGCGGGAACGCGGGGAGGAGAGCCGUGCUGGGUCGCCGGAGCCCCGCGUGCCCGAGGGGAGGCUCUGCACGUCCGAGAGAGGGACCGGUGCGCCGGGCGGCAGCGGGCUGGCGACACGCCUGCCUUGGUUUCCAGACCUUUCCUGUGCUGUUUGGGUGCUAGGAGGGAGGGGUCAGCACUUACACAUAGAAAACGUCCCUGGUGCACGUCCGAGCGCUGCUGCAUGCUGCCGUGCUGGGUAUCGUGCUGUCUGUGCUGGGCGAGGAAAAGGGCUGAGAUAGAGUUGGGAGCGCAGUUGUGGUCCGAUAAGUGGCGGGGCGGAUGGGAAGUGUCUCUUUUUGGCUGUAUCACUUUCCCCGUUCUCCUUAAAGAUGAGAACCAACGUGAAUACUGUAACAAAAUUAGGCGGGUCUCAUAAGGAACUGGGGGUUCAGCUGAGAAGGUGUCAGAGGAUAAUUGGUUUCCUCACAAGUUGUUGAAUUUGGGACCUUUCUUGCCCUGAGUCUGGGGGUUUUGGGAGUCGUUUUUGUGUGUAGAGUGACUAGUGGAGAGGCCGGCGAAGACUUGGCUGGGGGUGAGGUCUUGGAUGGAGCGCUGAGGAGGGUCAUCUCCAUCAGGAGGGAUCUGAGUGUGUCUGUAUUUGUGCAACUAAGAUUGACUAACUUUUUGGGCCUUUGAGGUUUCAAAAUAAAGCUUGAAAAUUGACUCUUUUUCCUUUUAUUUGUUUUUGUUUUGCUACUGGCUUCUGACCUGCUAGGAAGAGACCUGGAAACUUAACUUUCUGGCAGAGCGCAGCGGGGCGUGCGGGUGCUGAGCAGGGGUUCCGGAAGGCGUCGCGCACCUGAGCCCCCAGCAUGGCGGGCCCGAAGCGCCGGGCGAGCCAGGCGUGGCCGGAAGAGCGGGGCGAGCAGGAGCACGGGCUGUACAGCCUGCACCGCAUGUUCGACAUCGUGGGCACCCACCUGACGCACCGAGACGUGCGCGUUCUGUCCUUCCUCUUCGUGGACGUCAUCGACGACCACGAGCGGGGCCUCAUCCGAAACGGGCGUGACUUCCUACUGGCGCUGGAGCGCCAGGGCCGCUGCGACGAGAGCAACUUCCGCCAGGUGCUGCAGCUGCUGCGCAUCAUCACUCGCCACGACCUGCUGCCCUACGUCACCCUCAAGAGGCGGCGGGCCGUCUGCCCCGACCUUGUAGACAAGUAUCUGGAGGAGACAUCGAUUCGCUAUGUGACCCCCAGAGCCCUCAGCGAUCCAGAGCCAAGGCCUCCCCAAUCCCCUAAAACAGUGCCUCCCCACUACCCUGUGGUGUGCUGCCCCACUUCGGGCCCUCAGAUGUGUAGCAAGAGGCCAGCUCGAGGGAGAGCCACACUUGGGAGCCAGCGGAAACGCCGGAAGUCAGUGACCCCGGACCCCAAGGAGAAGCAGACAUGUGACAUCAGGCUGCGGGUCCGGGCCGAGUACUGCCAGCACGAGACCGCUCUGCAGGGCAACGUCUUCUCCAACAAGCAGGACCCGCUCGAGCGCCAGUUCGAGCGCUUCAACCAGGCCAACACCAUCCUCAAGUCCCGGGACCUGGGCUCCAUCAUCUGUGACAUCAAGUUCUCCGAGCUCACCUACCUCGACGCCUUCUGGCGCGACUACAUCAACGGCUCGUUGCUGGAGGCGCUGAAGGGCGUCUUCAUCACAGACUCCCUCAAGCAGGCGGUGGGCCACGAAGCCAUCAAGCUGCUGGUGAACGUGGACGAGGAGGACUACGAGCUGGGCCGACAGAAACUCCUGAGGAACUUGAUGCUGCAGGCCUUGCCCUGACCUUCCCCUCCCAGGGCUCCUCCUGGCACUCACCUCGGGAGCACACAGACUGUCUGGGUUUGUUCUCGCCCCUUCCAACCAACCAAUCACACCCCUGCCUUUUUUUUUUUUUAAGGAAAAGACAAAGGAAAAUGGAAGUGGUGUCCCCCACCCCUCCCUGCACCCAUGUGCCUGGGCUUCCCGUGUCCCUUCCCACUCAGCCCGAUGAGUCUGCAGCCACCUCGCCCCGGCCCCGAGACAGGUGUGCAGGGAGGAGCCAAGUCCGUAGGACAGUGUGUGCAAGGGGCCGGAGCGAAGGCUGCGUCCGGUGCCCUGAGGGGCUCUCACAUGUCCGUCUGACUCGCUAAAGGGCUGUGAGUAAGGAAGCUGUGUUGUGUGGAAGGUGAGACCGAAGUGUCUUUUGGAAAUUAAUCACCAUCCUCUCCCAAAUUAUAGAGUUUUUUUAAAAAGAA